Molecule: messenger RNA, 1451 nt
Organism: Priapulus caudatus
Lineage: Eukaryota; Metazoa; Priapulida; Priapulimorpha; Priapulimorphida; Priapulidae
Product: skin secretory protein xP2-like
Exons: 2
Coding region: 246-1037 (263 amino acids)
Source: RefSeq, a predicted model, not a curated record
CAGUCACGCAGUCGAAUGGGGGCCAUACAUUGAAAGAAUUCGUUUUAAAUUACCAGUAACCAUCCACCCAUCUCCAUCUGCAUGUCAUUGACACGAUAUCCAGCCUAAAUAAUGGCAACCACAAAACAUCGCGUCAGCUUUAGUGCACGAGCUGCAGGCACUCCGAUUGGUCGGCCGAUGACGCGUCACAUCCUCUAACCUAACAGGGUAAUGAACCGGAAGUGAUUUAAUAGUAGUCAUGUGUCAUGACCAUCGCCUUGUGCCCUCGGACGUGUGUUCCAGAUGGGAAAGGAUGGGAGAUGGCCGGAGCGGCGGCGGCGACAGCGAGCGGCCGAAUCAUUCUGCGCCCGGCGCGUAGGGGUAGACGGCCGUAUGCUCGGGUGGUGGCAGGCGCCCCGCCCACACCGGUUCCCGCACCGCAGGCUUCGAAGCGGGCGUGCCCCAUACCUGUGCCCCGGAAGGCAAAGGUGCACGCUGCCGGGGUAGCGCUGCCUGCAGCAGUGGCAACCACCGAGCGCACGACGUCGGCUCCAACGACGGAGCGUGUGGCAUCGAAGGGAGCGAAACGUGCGGCGAGACGGACCGCAGCGGCGGCGAGACGAGCGUCGGCUGCGACGAGACCAGCCCCAUCAGCUGCGUGGGGUCGAGCGCCAGCGGAGUCGUCCGCGUCCGCGGCCGAAUCAAUGAUGUCAGCUGAAUCGCGGGCGGCCUCCAUGGCUGUAGAGCCAGCGGUUGCGGUCGGCUUGCCGCGUAGUGAUCGGGCCGCGUUCAGGGAGUUCUGUACCUUGUGGGGAAACCUGCCGGAUAGGGCUCUUGGGGUCUGGGACAGUCCGGAGUUCAGCAGUGCGAGUGGCGCACCGGCACCGGAGCUCGUGCACCAGAUGGGGAUAGUGCAGUUGCACCAGGCCGUUGCCUGGGCCCAGGCCCAACAACGCAUCGCGCAUCAGGUCGAGAACGCAGUCCUGGCGGAGCUCAAGCGGAGGAUGGAGACCACCCUGAGCUUGUGGCACCCCGGGGACGAGACGUCACAGCAGUAGGGCAGCUGCGUUUUUUUAGGGCGCCGGUGCACCGCCAGGAAGGCUUUUGGGAUCGUCCUGCCGGUCGAUGUUGAAGGGGGGGAGGAGUGUAGCGGUGGCACCGAUCUCUCGCAGAAAUUGUCCGGGCAAAGGCGAACUCUGGGGCGGAACUGGCGUCGGCAAUGGCGGGCGAUUGCUAUGACGUCAACGACGACGCGGCGGUUGCCGGCGGCUGUAUCAUCAUGUAUCGUCAAAAUUCACGUAUCGUCAGCAUAUUGGUUCACAUUUUUCAAGUACGUUUGGUAUAUUGUUGAUGUAUAUGAAUAAUAGUAAUGGACCCUGUACGUAACGUAUUAAGUCACUGUUGACAGUGUUGUCUCAUGUUAAAUGGUAACUACACAUCUGCCUUGUAAUAAAAAACUCUAUAUGACACCA